UGUCAUAUUUCUUGACGCAUAUUCCCGUCUUGGAUCGUAUGAAAGUGAUGACACGGAUGACAUUGGUAGCAAUGAUACAAAAAUACAUAUCAUAAAAAGUCUUGAUGAUUUGUCCAUAAUUUUAAGAUUGAUUCAAGAUAUUAUUGCCAAAUGCAAGUAUUUAAUUUCUCCAAAUUCCAAUUUCACGUUGAUCAUAGACUCACUUACUCCUAUACUUUUAACUUCCUUAUCAUCAACGUUUUCUUUUUUAAAAAAGAUUUCAUCCGGGUUAACUUCAGAAAUGAAUACAUUUAGAGUGAUAGCAGUUUAUCAUUCCGACAUUCCAACAUAUCCGGUAAAUGGGAUAACCGGUAUGCUAAAUGUUCGGAGCACUAUUCUAAGUCAUUUUGCUACCACAACCAUAACUAUCAAAAAUAUGGAACAAACUCGUAAAGAGUCUAUUUAUGAGUAUUCUAAAGGUACUGAUGUUAUGGUAAAUGUACAUAUGAAUUCACCAGAAUGUAGUAUUUGCUUGAUAGAACAUAGAAAAAAAUCAGGAAAAGUAUUUUAUGAGAGAAAUGUAUAUCAUAUUGAUGAAUCUACAAAUGAUCUAAUAAUUCAAUUUGCAAAAGAAAUAACUGAUGAUAUAAAUGUUAAGGAUAACAAUAAUCCUGAUCCAACAAUAGCGAAUACGUUAUUCAAUUUAUCACUGACUGAAGAACAGAAAAAAGCAAAAAAUGAUGUAAUUUUGCCAUAUACAAAAGUGCAAGGUAUCAUAUUUGUUAUGUGA
Molecule: messenger RNA, 769 nt
Organism: Dentiscutata erythropus
Lineage: Eukaryota; Fungi; Glomeromycota; Glomeromycetes; Diversisporales; Gigasporaceae
Source: the annotation of a GenBank genome assembly